ACGAUGCCUACUGAGAAUUUGGUUGAUAAGCGUAUGUGCAAGUUCAAAAACCGAGGCAAGGAUUCCAUGAAAAUGCGUGAGCGCAGAAUCGCAGAGUGUGUGGAGCUUCGGAAAGCACAAAGAGUGGAAAGCAUCCUGAAAAGGAGAAAUAUUUCUUCUCAGCCUGACGAAGAACUCCUGUCUCCAGAAUACAACACUGAAAACCAACAGGUAAUUUCAGCAACAAUUGAGGAAGUUGUUGCCAAUGUUAAGAGUGAAUGUCCAGUGCGACAAGUGCAGGGUUGUCAAACAGCCAGGAAGCUGUUGUCUCGAGAGAGGAACCCUCCAUUAAAAGAAAUAGUGGAAGCAGGCCUGCUGGCCCACUUUGUAGAGUUUCUGGGUAGGAACGAUAGCCCCACUCUUCAGUUUGAGGCUGCCUGGUCACUUACCAACGUGGCAUCAGGCACCUCAUGGCACACUCAGCAGGUGGUGGAACAUGGUGCGGUACCUGCCUUCAUUGCCCUUUUGGCCUCGCCCAUGUUAAACAUAAGUGAACAAGCUGUCUGGGCCCUGGGCAAUAUUGCAGGUGAUGGCCCAGCAUAUCGUGAUGCACUUAUUGACUGUAAUGUGAUACCUGCGCUACUGGCUCGACUAACCCCAGAUGUCCCUGUUGGUUACCUCCGCAACCUGACGUGGACCCUCUCAAACCUGUGCAGGAACAAGAAUCCUUUCCCUCGCUUCUCUGCUGUCCAGCAGAUGCUUCCCUCCAUUAUACAACUGCUUCACCACAGUGAUAAAUCUGUUCUGUCUGAUGCAUGCUGGGCCAUCUCCUACCUUACAGAUGGGCCAAAUGAGCGCAUUGAUAUUGUAAUAAAGACUGGGGUUCUUCCACGACUGGUUGAACUUCUGGGCUUUGAGGAGCUUGCAGUGGUGACUCCAGCACUUCGUUCUAUUGGGAACAUUGUGAGUGGUUCGGACCUGCAGACACAGAUGGCCAUUGAUGCUGGUGUGCUGAGUUCCUUGCCAAAACUAAUGCAUCACCCCAAACCCAGCCUCCAAAAGGAAGCAGCUUGGGCUGUAUCCAACAUUGCAGCUGGACCACGCCAACAGAUUCAGCAACUAAUAACAUGUGGUCUACUACCUCAUCUUGUAGAUAUUUUAAAGAAUGCUGACUAUAAAACUCAGCGAGAAGCUGUCUGGGCUGUCACAAACUACACCAGUGGAGGAACAGUGGACCAGGUGGUUCAGCUUGUUAAGUGUGGUGGUCUGGAAGCCAUCCUAAAUUUAUUAAAGGUUAAAGAUUCCAAGACUAUCCUAGUCAUCCUGGAUGCAAUCAAUAACAUUUUCUUGGCUGCUGAGAAACUUGGAGAGGUUGAAAAGCUUUGUUUGCUUGUGGAAGAGUUGGGUGGGCUGGAUCAGAUAGAGUUGCUCCAGAAUCAUGAAAACAAUGCUGUGUACCGUGCUGCCCAAGCACUUAUUGAGAAGUACUUCAGCGAGGAUGGUGAAGAUGAAUGCCUGAAGACUGAGGCUACUGAAACAGGCUUUGUUUUUGGGCCUGCUGAGGUCCAGAGGAAAUUUGACUUCUGAUCAUUUUAUGCCUUAGUUUUGUAUGAAUAAACAUUUUUUUUUUUUGCAGUACUUUUGGCAAUUGGUGUUUGGAAUAUGCCUAGCUGGCUGAACAAUGUCAUGCACACUGGUACAACUAUCAUGGCUGUGCUCAGAAUGAACUGACUCGCAUCAGUUCUUUGGUAGGCAAUCUGUAUACCAACAAAGCUCAUCAUGUAGGUGUAGCUGAUGCAAUGGCAAAUUAAUGGAAUUUAUUAACUUGGUGUACUACUUAUUCCUGACUUUGACCAAAACUGACUGGUUUAUUUAUUUUUAUUUUUUUUUUUUAUAGAAACCAUUUAUAUAACCAACAAAAAUGUAAUGUCUUAACCAACUGGAUGCAAAUAUGCAAUAGCUGCUGCUGAAUAUAUUUGGCAAAUUUUGUAUUAACCUCCCAUCAUACUACAUAGGCCAACAAUACAGUUUGUACCAAUUAGACAUUUAAGUAAGUCAACUUUUGUUUUUCUAAUUUGUCCAUAUCCCCCUUCCCUCCAAAGUAUGACACUAUUUGGUAACUAUAGUGACCUACCAUUUGUUUGUCACUUCAAAUACAAUCACUGAAGAAUGCAGUUUGUGGAUGCACUUUCCCCUGGCUGCCAUAAUGAACAUAACAUUCAUGGUCAUAUGGUGCAUCAUAUCAGUAACUUCUCUAAAGUGCCCCAGGUCAGUCAUUAAUCAAAUUCAUAUGUAUUAAUUUAAAAUAUUGUCCAAAUAGAUUAAGGGAGAUGAUGAAUGCACUGACAAUAGUGCUUUCCUCAGCAUGCAUUACACUGCCCUAUGACCCAGAAUAAGCAGCAGUUCAAAAAUUAAAUUUAAUUUCAUUGUCUGGCUUGCCAUAUCUCAGUGGAAGAAUGUGUUUUGAAUUCAACCUUCCUGGCUGGUAGCUGUAUCAUGAUGGAGGAGAGCUGAGGAGACAAACUAAUCACC
Molecule: messenger RNA, 2511 nt
Organism: Ictalurus furcatus (blue catfish)
Lineage: Eukaryota; Metazoa; Chordata; Actinopteri; Siluriformes; Ictaluridae
Gene: kpna7
Product: karyopherin alpha 7 (importin alpha 8)
Exons: 10
Coding region: 4-1566 (520 amino acids)
Biological process (GO): NLS-bearing protein import into nucleus
Cellular component (GO): cytoplasm; nucleus
Molecular function (GO): protein binding; nuclear import signal receptor activity
Source: RefSeq, a predicted model, not a curated record